ACUACAGUCACUGCGUUGAGGGUUCGCUGACGGAGAACACUUCUGAAUAACCGUGCACAGAGGCUAAAACAAAAAAAUCUGCCACUAUGUCUUCUCCCGAACCCGAGGCGGCGCCCGAGGAUCAUUGCGAGUUCCUGGAGAAGGUGAUCGAGGAGGUCCUGGCUUGGCAGCCACGUGUGCGCGGGGGUAGAGUAUUGUACCUCAGCCUUUGUCGUGGCAGCGAGGUGUCCCGUCUUGCGCAGGAAGCCGGCCACGUGACGUUCGUCUUACACUCGAGAGGAGGCAACAGUGUCGAAACGAACAAAUCUACGGACAAAGUUACCUACAAGUGUGAUGAUGUUACUGAACUGAGCUUUCCUCCGGGUUCUUUCGAGAUGGUCGUGGGCGCCUGGGUCCUCUCUGGCCUGAGUGACCUCCAGGCGGACGAUUUCUUGCACCGUGUUCUCGAGUGGCUGGUGCCUGAGGGUCACUUCGUCUUCAGAGAGGCGUGCGGCUUCCACGAAG
Molecule: messenger RNA, 504 nt
Organism: Penaeus monodon (black tiger shrimp)
Lineage: Eukaryota; Metazoa; Arthropoda; Malacostraca; Decapoda; Penaeidae
Product: phosphomethylethanolamine N-methyltransferase-like
Source: RefSeq, a predicted model, not a curated record